Molecule: messenger RNA, 933 nt
Organism: Trematosphaeria pertusa
Lineage: Eukaryota; Fungi; Ascomycota; Dothideomycetes; Pleosporales; Trematosphaeriaceae
Exons: 1
Coding region: 1-933 (310 amino acids)
Source: RefSeq, a predicted model, not a curated record
AUGGCGCACCUAAAAGACCGAACCCUGUCCGCAAAGGCGGCUGCAAAUUGGAAUAUAACCGACAUCAAACAUGCCCUCCCUCCACAGCUUCGUUUUCGAGGAAGGGAAUCUAUGAAACCGGUCCUCAUACCAGCCCUCCACGAUAUUUCCAAGACUUCCAUGGGGCGAGUGCAAGAGGUGCGUAAGCAGUUAUGCAGAGCUAUACAACAGCGCCUUAGGCGAAGCAAGAGGGUAGAAAAGAUCGAGGUGACACUAGAAGAUGUAAAGAUUGCGCAGAGGUGGUUCCAGAACAAUCCGACCGAGAGUAGGCUCUCACAGAAAGAUACCGUGAGGAGGAAAAAGGCAACGAAAGUGGCCAGUCCGGCGGGCGGACAAGGAGUGAGGAGAAGCGCAAGGCUGAACCCGCAAUCACAGGAGCGAAGCGGGAGCGUAAUAAUAAUACCAGACGCCGCAAGCGGAGGAGCGACCACCGAACAAGAGAACAGCGGCUCCGAUGAGGAUGGUGAGAGGGCCAUACCAGAGACGCCACGAAUACCAUCUCCUUCUAGCACCAUACCAAGGAUUCGCCCAAAGCAUCUUUCAUUCAUACCGUCUCCUCCCGCAGGAGAGCCUGCACGCGGUAUGGAUAUUAGAUCAAAUGCUGAAGCGGAUUCUGUAACCGCUUCAAGCCAGAUCUACGCUCAACGCCAGUCUCACAGACGACACAGAAUGGCUCUCGAGACUCCCUACGCCAAAAGAACUGUGGAGGGUGUACAGCAAGACUCCAGGAAGAAGCGAUUAGCAACUCGACUUCGAGAGCUACGGGCGGAAGAAGAUGGACACCGUCGUCUGGCCGGAGAGCAUCUUGCGCGACUUGCUACACAUCGUCGAGAUGCGAGAAAUCACCACGCCGAGAUCGAGAAGCUGGAAGCGGUUGUGGAAUCCAGGAGGUAG